This is a messenger RNA of Globicephala melas (long-finned pilot whale), 1303 nucleotides long. RefSeq names its product NADH:ubiquinone oxidoreductase subunit B6 (gene NDUFB6). Gene Ontology annotation, biological process: mitochondrial electron transport, NADH to ubiquinone; mitochondrial ATP synthesis coupled electron transport. The record is from RefSeq and is a predicted model, not a curated record. Lineage: Eukaryota; Metazoa; Chordata; Mammalia; Artiodactyla; Delphinidae.
GUGCUAGACAAGGGAUUAAAUGACAAUGGAGAUGCAACUGGAGAAGUUGAUUGGAUCCUAAGCUUGGAAGGCUUUGAAGAACAUUUACAAAUCACCCUGAGAGUGCCAAAUUUUGCCCACAACUUAUAGAAAUAUACAAUGUCUUCACUCAAGGUUCACGGCUUUUAUAUUGCCUGUGUUUCUCCACCUUCCGAUGAGGCUUCAGCAGAAUCCGAGCUCUUCUCCUGGAAUCAACCAGCAAGCGGUUAUCAGAAUUCUCCAGCCACUCCUGGAUACCACUGCCAACAAGCUGGAAAGAAUUGUGCAGGGGAAAUGCCAGCCUUGCUGAAUCAAGCAACUUCUUCAACCCAGAGUUGACUGUACAGAUGGAAGAACAGACUGAGACAGCUGCUCAAGGUCACCUUACCAGUCACUGACAAGUCUGGGGUUUAAACUUAGAUGUAACGGGUCUCCACAGACUCUGUAGGUCACGGGAAGAGGAUUUGCAAGGUGGGAGAGGCAAAGGAAGAAUUUUGCAUUUGGAAGUCACAUUCACUGAAUCACAUAUUCUCACGCUUCCAACUCCCAGCGCACCAGUUCUUCCUUAUCAGAACCUCUAGUCCUCUGAGCUCUCAUACUUUCUCUCAUUCAUCACUUUCCUCCUCAUCCGGUAACUGAAGUAUCACUGCCGCCACUGGUAAUCUGGGCCAGUAAACCCGGAAGGUGUGUGGAGGGCUUUGCGCAUGCCCAGCCACUACGCGCAGAUUGGAGCCGCUCGGAGGCAGGACCAGAGUGACGUCCUAACGGCGCGCCGCUCCCUGGCGUCCUAGCAAGGUCGCUUUGCAGUGCAAGUGCGCGCGUAAGUGACAAGACCCUGGUUCGGGGGCGCGCCGUAUCCUGCUGCCUUGGUAUCAGUGGCGACAUGUCAGGGUAUACGUCCGACGAGAAAUUGCGGCUGCAGCAGCUGCGAGAGCUGAGAAGGCGAUGGCUGAAGGAUCAGGAGCUGAGCCCCCGGGAACCGGUGCUGCCCCCGCGGAGGAUGUGGCCUAUGGAGCAAUUCUGGAAUAAGUUUUUGCAGGACGGGGCCUCCUGGAAGAACGUGACAAAACCAUAUGCCGUCGUUGAAAGGAAGCCCAGAAUAUUCCCAGGUGAUACAAUUCUGGAAACUGGAGAAGUAAUCCCACCAAUGAAAGAAUUUCCUGAUCAACAUCACUGAAGAUUACUUUUAAAAUUUCAAAGAUGUUUGAGCCCAAGUUUGUUGCUACAUUACCACACUUACUGAGUAUAUUUUCUGGAAAAGUAACUUUAAUAAAGUUUACUCAGA